AUGUCUCAACCAAAGAUCACGGCCUUCGCCAACGAGAUACUUGACAACAUCUUCUCCCGCCUUAUCGACAAGGACGACUGGCUUGCUUUAUGCAAGACACAUCGCAGCUUCAAAGCCUCGGGCCAGCGACUUCUAUUUCGCGACAUCCAGAUACCUGCGCAACACAGCGCACAUUCUACGGGGCGUUGCUCAAUGCUACUAGGGGCGCUCACAGCCGCUUCGCAUCUUUUAGGCUUCGUGGAGACUCUACAGAUUGACUGUUGUCUGAAAGGAGACCUCGUACUCGAGCGAGACUCGAUUCACGCUAUCCUUACCAAAGUACAGACCAUACAGCGCUUGACUAUUUUCAUCGUGGAUCAGCCGCACGAAGAUCUUGCGUACGAUCUGCGCAAUGAGAUAUCGAGCGGAAUUAUUCACAUGUUGCAAAACCAAGCAAACGUCAAGCAAAUCAUCAUCAACUGUCCCGCGCGCCACUCAUUCGAUGCUGAAAUGCUCUUCACUCUCGAAUCAGCCACAACGCUACACGUACGAGAGAACACCCCGCAUUUGAAACGCCUAGGAUUUCCCAGGAAGCCAGGCGGACAGAUAUGCAACAUAGAUCUUCAGAAUUCGACACCCACCGACUACGCGCAGGAACUCGUUUACGUCCCCGAUAGUGUUCGGACGUGCCUCGAAACUCAAGAAACUACAAUUUUUGCGUUCAAAGGCCAACACGGUGGUUUCAUCACUUUCUGA
This is a messenger RNA of Alternaria burnsii, 735 nucleotides long. RefSeq lists its product as uncharacterized. The transcript is spliced from 2 exons. The record is from RefSeq and is a predicted model, not a curated record. Bases 1 to 735 code for a protein of 244 amino acids. NCBI's taxonomy places the organism in Eukaryota, Fungi, Ascomycota, Dothideomycetes, Pleosporales, Pleosporaceae.